This is a messenger RNA of Oryza brachyantha (malo sina), 2028 nucleotides long. RefSeq names its product lipase-like. Lineage: Eukaryota; Viridiplantae; Streptophyta; Magnoliopsida; Poales; Poaceae. The record is from RefSeq and is a predicted model, not a curated record. Bases 387 to 1802 code for a protein of 471 amino acids. The transcript is spliced from 8 exons.
GGCGCGGCGCUGCGGCUGUGCUGGCUUGGCAAGGGCCCCCACCAAACAAACAUAGCGAGGGAAAGGAAAAGGUACGCUUGCAAGCGAGGCAGCGACAGCGAGCGACGGGCGACGGGCGACGACGCGACGGAAGGGGAGGAGACGAAGGAAAGAAGAAGGGGGGAAGACACGGGAGGAGGACGGCGCGCGCCAAUCCGGAGGCGCCACCCGGUUCGUUCGUUCGUUCGUCUCUCCUUCCUGUUCCUCUUCUUGUGGGGGCCGGCAAGAAGAGGGAUAGGAGAGGAGGCGGCGGAGAGAGGUGACCCGUCGCGCGGCGGCGGCGUGGUUGUUGUAGAUAGAUUGGUUCGGUUGCCGGGGGGCGUGAGGAGGAGGGGGCGGAGAGGGGCAUGGCGAGGUUCAUUCUGAGCCUGCUGGAGCUCGGCGUCAGCGCGACGGUGCACCUGCUCUUCGGGUUCUACGUCUUCAGCACGGCCGUCGCGGCGGACAUCUCGCAGGCGGCGGCGGCCUCGGGGUGCCUGCUGCUGCGGCGCCCGGCGGCGUCGAGGGCGGGGCUCGUCAACGUUGCUGCGGCCGGGGAGGAGGAGGAGCGGAGGGGCGCCGCGCCCGUCGUGCUCGACGGCUCGCCGCCGCCCAUCGUCCUCGUCCACGGCAUCUUCGGCUUCGGGAAAGGGAGGCUCGGUGGGCUCUCCUAUUUCGCCGGCGCCGAGAAGAAGGACGACCGCGUGCUUGUGCCUGAUUUGGGAUCGCUCACCAGCAUCCAUGAUAGGGCGCGCGAGCUGUUCUACUACCUCAAAGGAGGGCAGGUGGACUACGGCGAGGAGCACAGCAAAGUUUGCGGGCACGCGCGGUUCGGGAGGACGUAUGACACAGGCCAUUACCCGGUCUGGGACGAGCAGAACCCGGUGCACUUUGUCGGGCACUCGGCCGGCGUGCAGGUUGUGAGGGUGCUGCAUCAGAUGCUUGCCGACAAGGCUUUCCCUGGACAUGAUACUUCAGAAGAGUGGGUUCUUAGCCUUACUUCCUUGUCGGGUGCGCUUAAUGGAACCACGAGAACUUACUAUGAUGGCAUGCUGGCUGAAGAUGGAAGAUCCAUGAAAUCUGUCUGUCUUCUUCAGCUCUGCCGGAUUGGAGUUAUUGUGUAUGAUUGGUUAGACAUUCCUUGGUUGAAGAAUUACUAUAAUUUUGGUUUUGAUCACUUUGAAAUGUCAUGGAGAAAAGUGGGCUUCUCAGGUCUAAUUGACCUGUUGCUGGGGCACAGUGGGCCAUUUGCCUCGGGAGACUGGAUUCUGCCCGACCUUACAAUCCAAGGAUCUCUAAAACUUAACUCUACAUUGAGGACCUUUCCCAAUACAUUCUACUUCAGUUAUGCUACAAAGAAAACAAGAAAGCUUUUUGGAAUUACAGUGCCUUCGAGCGUCCUUGGAAUUCACCCCAUGCUCUUUCUCAGAGUCCUCCAAAUGUGUAUGUGGAGGUUCCCUCAAAAUGCGCCUCUACCUUACAAAGGAUACAGGGAUGAAGACUGGGAAGAUAAUGAUGGGGCUUUGAACACAAUCUCCAUGACCCAUCCUCGCAUUCCUGUAGAGCAUCCAAACCGUUUUGUAGUGGAUGAUUCUGACUGCCACCCUUUGCAACCUGGGAUAUGGUAUUACAAGAUUAUUGAAGCCGAUCACAUUCUUUUCAUUGUAAAUCGCGAAAGAGCCGGAGUGCAGUUUGAUUUACUGUAUGAUGGCAUUUUCCAAAGGUGCAGAAAGCAUGCGUUUAGGAAGAGCCCCCCUACUGUACCAAAUGAAACGAGUCAAUAGCAGACUUCACUCAAAUGGAAAUCUAUCUAGGUAGUAGAAAGGAAGGAAAAAAGGAAUCGCUAUGUUUUUUUUUGCUUCUCUUUCGCCCCCGACCACCAUGUAGAUGUAACGACAUUGUAAAUGUAAAUUACAUUUUUCACGUGAGGAAGAAUUCAUACUUAUAACUCCCUGGUUCUUGGAACUGAAGUUCAAGGUGACGGUUGGUAAAAUCUUUCACACUUAUCUG